Molecule: messenger RNA, 5481 nt
Organism: Mustela lutreola (European mink)
Lineage: Eukaryota; Metazoa; Chordata; Mammalia; Carnivora; Mustelidae
Exons: 3
Coding region: 1585-2769 (394 amino acids)
Source: RefSeq, a predicted model, not a curated record
UCCCGCACCACAGAGGGCACCCCGCUCACCCCCAGGUGUCCUGGGCCGUCUGCUCUGGACACCGCCGGAAGACAGAGCCUUGCCUUACUGGCCCGCGUUGCUGGGACAGAUUUCUGAGCUCAGCUCUGACAGGGAUCAGAUUUAUGGCCGGGUUUAUUUAAAGGAGGAAGCAGCAAUAAAGCGCGGCACCCAGGGAGUGAGGAGCGAGAGCCCCGCAGGAGACAGUGAGCAGAUAAACAUGCCAGCAGCCAGAUCCUUCCGUGAUGAUAAACGGUUUCCUCCAGCCACCAGUGCGGGGUCACGCCUCUCGCUGGCCGGAACCAGUGGCCCAUCCAAAGCCACGGGCAGGACGGCCCCGGGCAGGCGCUCCCACGCCGGGACACAGCGGCUGCGGAAAUGGCCAGCGACCCGGAGGCAGGGGGCUUUCUGGCUCACCCGACUCCCCCCUGCAGCCAGGCUUUCCGGAGUCCAGGCAGUGGCAGCGCCUCGCGAGAGCACCUGCUGAAAAUUCAGAACCUCGAUGUUCUUGCCCAGCAUUCGGCAUCUGGGCUACGAAGACGGGGCCUGGAGGUCUGCAUGUUCGCGAGUGCCUCUCCUGAGCUGAACGCACAGCCGGGUUUGAGAACGUUCUGCCUUCUGGCCCCGUGGCCAGGGUUGGAAAGGGACGUGGAGGGGACGAGGCGUUUGCUCUGGCUGUGGUUGUGCAAGCAGCCUGCCACCUUAAGGAGACCUGUUGGAGGACUGCUUUCAUGCUCUUCACACCCAGCGGGACCCCCCAACCCUUCCCCGACAGGGAAUGACCCUCCUGGAGAUCCGGGGUUUCAAAAAAAAAUGCUCUUUUAAAAAUGUGUCUUUUUUUUUUUUUUUUUUAAGUAUGAAAAGAAUGUUUGGAGCCUCCCUACAAAGGAAUAAUAAGAUUAAGGGAUUUAGAGGAGACCUCGGGGGGACAGACACAGAAGUCCGGGAAAGUAAAAUCUCUUGCUCACAGAGAGCCAACAGACAGCCAAGGACGUGGGGAGCCCUGUGAGGUCUGAACUUACCCCGGCAGCCUCAUUUGGGGAUUUCAAAGUUGGCUCUCAUGGGAUGGUGAUGACAGCAAAGACAGGACAGGCCGCCCCGGGCCCGCCGCACCCUCUCCUUGCUGCCCGCCGCAGCGGAAAACAAAGCAGUGAGAUGGGCGGUCCGUCCAGCUCUGGCCUCUCUCUUCCUGGAUGCACAGCUGAUCUGCACACCCGUCUUACUUGCACUUAGUGUGGCCGUGGCCUGAGCAUGGAAACGCCCCAGGCCUGGCCCGUCAGCAACUCUGCGGGGGCAUCUGGAGGAAGAUUCUGAAGCCCCAAGAGGACCACAAGCCGGAAGGAGCCUGGGUCUCCGAAUGAACUCCUGGAGUAGACUCUGCCCGCAGUUCCUGCUGCCAACCUGCACUGAACUGGAAAUAAGCCUUUAAUGUGCGAAGCCACGAACGUUUGGGUCAUGAAUAGCAACGGUCCUCUCACGGCUCUGAGCUGAUGGUCAUGGCCACAGUCAGCCAAGUUCUCAUCUGGGGAAACAAAGCCCCUCGUUGUCGGGGGCAGGUGCACCUCAAUGGUCCAAGGUCACCGUCCAGGACCCAGGGAGGCAAGCCCCAGAGCCCCCAACUCUGACCCCUCGUUGAGGAGAAGUCGAGAUUCAGAAACAUGGGAGGAGCACCCCAGGUUGCCGGCUGGUAAUUCAGGGGAGCGGGCACUUGAACCACCGUCUUGGCCUCCAGAGCCCGUGCUUUGUGACCAUUUCGCAAUCCUGGGGAACUGGAGGCGCAGCCAUGAGCGUCCUGGUUCCGUGCAGCCCUCGGGGGCCAGCCUCCGUCUUCCCCGGCCUGGGGUCUCUUGGGGACGACCCCACUCGCACACAGCUGGGUUGCUCCUGAGUCUGUGGCUGGCCAGUGCGGUGGGGUUUGCUGUCAGACCUGUCCCCCAGGGUCACACCUCUGCCCUGUCCAGAUGCACCUCAGGCUCCCCGGCUGCGGUCGGCUUGCUCAAGGGGGGCAUGUGUUGGAUGGAGAGUCAGGAGCGGGGAUCCGGCCCCUGGAGGGACUCUGUUCACCGAGUCCCUGCCUCUCCUGCUGGCCACCACCGGGCCUCCCUCCAUGUGGCAGCCCCACCCACCCCAUCCCUACCUCACAGCCCUUCUGCCCGGAACUUUCUUCCCAGCUUCCUCCAGACGCCCCCCGCCGGCCUCUGCUCUGUCACUUCCGAGAGGCCUCCCUCCCACAUCAUUUUGCCACCCUCAGAGCAGUUCUGGACAGAAAGAGAAGACCCUGCUGACCUCCCCAGGCCCCCGGCAUGUCCGGUCCUCACGUCGAGCAGAAACAAGGCAGUCAGCACCCGGACUCCGGAGUCUCCUGCGUCCGGCGGAGGCGGGCGGACCUUCCCUGCACAGGCUCAGGCCCCUGGGAGCCCGUCCUCGCCCCCCAGCACCUGGGGGAGUGUCUCUUCUUCUGGGGGAGUGUCCCCACGGCCUCCCUGUCAUCCGCCUCCCCCCAGGCACGCUAGCCCUCCGCUCUCGCCCCAGCCUGCCUCUGUGGGUCCCUUCCGCCCGCAGCGCCCCAGGGCGGCCUCCUUCCCAGCCACCCGGUCCGGACUUACGUGUGAGCCCGCGGAGAUGCUACCCUGGCAGCCUCUCCUUCGGGACCUGUUCCUGCUCUUGGCCACUCUGCCUCCCCCAUCACGCCCUGCUGCAGGCCUCCUGUUUACGUGUGGACAGGAGUCUGAGGGGGUCGGAGUGGAUUGAAGGGCGGUGACCCCCCAAAGAACAGUCCUCAUCCUAAGCCUCGUAACCUGCAGGCAGGGCCUUAUGGGGGGGAAGGUCUUUGCAGGUAUGACUCAACUGAGAACAGAGAGCUGACUCCUCCUGGAUGUUUGGGGGGACGGUGUUAAAUCCAAAGACUGUGUCCUUACAAGGGAAAGGAGGGGGGACCGAGGACGGGCCAUGUGACCACGGAGGCAGAGGCUGGGGGGACUCCUGGGGCCCCAGAGGCUGGAAGAGGCAGGAAGGACCCCUGGCGGGGCCUCUGGAGAGAGUGCAAUCCUGUUGGAAGUUUGAACACACCUUGAUCUCAGACCCUGGCCCCCGGGCUGGGAGGGAGGCAGCUCGUGUGGCUGUGAGCCCCCGUCUGUGCCCCUUUGUGGCAGCCACCCCAGGAUACGGAGAGGAAGCUGUGCCCACUCUUCCAGAAUGUUGGCCCAGCAGCUCCCUCUCUGUGGGGUUGAGUACGGGGCGAGGGCUGAGCCAGCAGCAGCGGCGGGACCCCCACAACAGACCAGACCCGACGGAAGGGAGUCUCCAGGGCAGUGGAGUAAGGUUACCCCGUGGCCGGAAGGGGCGAGAAAGGCACAGGCGCCUGUGUGAUGCUCAUGCAGGGGGAGAAGGAGCAGCGUUGUAGGGGAAGAGGGCGCGACCCGUCUGCCGUCUGUCUGGCCUCAGGGAGGAGCGGUCCCCGAGCUGCCUCGAGGUGUGAGCAGAGCUCAGGAGCCGGCACCUCUGGAACGCCUGGCAGCUUGCUUCCCGAGAGCCAGCAAGGCGCAGAGUCUCUGACUUGCCGGGUGGGGUGGGGUGGGGGCCUUGGGCCUCUUUUGCAGUUCGCCUGAUUAGGUCAGGCCCACGCUGGCUGACUCCUGGAUGAACCCAAAGUCGACAGAUUAGGGAUUUUAAUGAUAUCCGCGAAGUCCCUCUGCCUUUGCCCUAUCCUGCUCCGCACUCACAGCCGUGAUGUCACAUCCCGUCUGCCACUUCUGUGGGCUGCAAGUAGGCCCCAGGACUCGCCCAGGCUCAAAGGAUCAGCAGAAUGUGACUCAGUGGGGCCCCAUCUCUCCCUGUCACCCGAGAGGGUGUCCACCACAUAAACAUUGCUUUUUUUUUUUUUUUUUUUUUUUGGCAAAGCUCAUUAAAAAAAAACAAAAAAAACCCUGUAACCUUGGGAAUGCCAUGCUCGGGGCCCCUCCGGGACCCUGGAAGCACCUGGCUAGAGCAGGACUCUGAAAUCCAACUCAUGUUAGCCUCACGGGAUAUCUGCGCUUGAGGAUGUCAGGGAGGGGACACCCGACAGGCGGAGGUCGAAGCCAGGAGUUGGGAAACAAAGCCCUUUCUCAGUGAGACCCCAGGAAGCCGGUUCCGGGGCCUGUCUCCCUGCCGGCUCCCAGGGCAGCUGCUGUUCAUUCUAGGACCCGGCACUUGGAAAGAGUCCAGGGCAUGACUCCUGUGUGUGUGUGAGAACUCCCGGGGCACCCGGCUCCUGGGGGGCCCUCGCCUCUCCGAAUCGUGCUGGUUUCUGGGUCUGGCUGACCGUACACUGUGAGCCCCUCGCCCAGAUGCCCAGCAGCCUCCUCAAGACGGACCCCAGCUACAUGCAGUUGGGUCAGGACAACAGAGUAGACAGAGGCAUGGCAGGGAGAUGGGGCUGGCCCAGAAGCAUGUGGGAAGGGCCCUGGGGCAGAGGGGUCCCCGGGUUAGGAACUGCGCCCCCUGGUUCGGAGAGGGGCUGAGUCGCGCAUGGGGCAUCUUGUUUGCAUUGGGCUCCGCUUCUGCGUGUUCGUUUACACUGGCAAACCCUGAAAGGGGACGUCUGUGCCUGCUUGUGCGGGGCCGCACCUGACCUGCACGCCUCGGGGCGGGCGGAGGGGAGGCAGGCAGGACACGGGGUUUCUUGGCUCAGCCCUGCACCUGCUGCGGACCCCAGCUGGCCCCUCAGUUUCCUUACUGGCACAGGGCAGGGGUGAGGCAUCGGUGUGGAGACCCAGAGCCCUCAGUGGGAGCCGUUUGGCAAGGGACGGGAGGCAUCCGAGGCAGAGCUCUGAGGAACGCGGCCUCAUCCGUGCAGGGUCCUGGGCAGCUGGCGGACCCCUCCGGCCUCCCCCUCAGCCAUCUCUGCUGAGCCGCUUAAAGGCCACGUGACUAGGAUGAUGCCUGGGGCCAUUACUCUCCAGAACAUUCUAUUUCCUAAAAGAGACGGCAUACAGGAUGGCCGAAAAACUAAGCCAACAGCGCAAAACCCACUCGUUGGAUUCUCCCUUCUUCUAGCAUCUGGGGGAAGGGGGGUUCCUGGCCAUCCCCCCUCCGAAGGUCAGCAGCCUGGGUCCCGGCCCCUUGUCCGGGACUCUGCAGCGCCGGCUGGACCCGCUGGCUGCAUCCAGCACCGGCAACCGUUGUCCCCAGCCUCUGCACGCAGGGCCAGGAGCGAGGCCAGCUGGGGGCGUGUCCUGCCGAGCUGCGUACCCUUGUCCUUCUUGGUGCCUUUAGAACCGUCUCUAGAACCGUCUCUUUCUCUGCUCGUGGAGACCUGACCGCGGCUGGAGCUGACCUGACCGCGGCUGGAGCUGAUCUGACGGCGGCUGGAGGUGACCUGACCGCGGCUGGAGGUGACAUGACCGCGGCUGGAGCUGACCAGACCGCGGCUGGAGGUGACCUGACCGCGGCUGGAGGUGACCUGACCGCGGCUGGAGCUGA